This is a messenger RNA of Magallana angulata, 2338 nucleotides long. RefSeq names its product hemicentin-2-like. Gene Ontology annotation, biological process: homophilic cell-cell adhesion. NCBI's taxonomy places the organism in Eukaryota, Metazoa, Mollusca, Bivalvia, Ostreida, Ostreidae. The transcript is spliced from 7 exons. Gene Ontology annotation, cellular component: plasma membrane. The record is from RefSeq and is a predicted model, not a curated record. Bases 232 to 1260 code for a protein of 342 amino acids.
AAAGGUUGGUGAAACAAAUUUGUCAUUGAGACUAUGAACCAGUCCCAUAUACAAACCGCCAUGCUUAUACAUGUAUAUAUCCGAUCCCAAAGUACUGCUUUCCGUUCUCCAUUUGUUGUUACACUAGAGGUCGCAUUCUUCAACAGGAAGCGAAUUAUUUGAAUAUCUGAGGAGAAAUUUAAGUUUUACGAUAAAUUUUGGGUGAUUAAGCCCUGAACAACAGAAAGGAGCAUGCGCUGUACGGACUGGACGUUGAUUGUGUUUGUGUGGACACGAUGUAUUGGGAUAGCAUACUUUGAGGAAACCAUUUACAGAGACCCAAUGUCCAGGGUAACGUUCUACUGCCAUCCUAGUCAGACGUCUCUACAGUACAUGUGGAAACUAGUACCGCCACAGAAAACUGAAACAAUAUUGUUCACCAAUCAAGCGAAUUUCUCCAGCGACAAGUACUAUUUCUUGGAAUCAAGGUAUCGUUCCUGGGAUCUUGUUUUGAAAACGGUCAUGAAGAGGCAUACAGGGACUUAUUUAUGCCAGGAAAUUGUUCGCACCGGGGUCGUCACUCUCAAGAACUAUACACUUGUUGUCAACGGUCCACCGAAGUUGUCACCAAACAUCCCCUGGCUGAAUACAGUACCGGUGAUUGAAGGAAACACAGCAGAGCUGAGAUGUGACGUCACAGGGUCCCCGCCACCUUCCAUUAGCUGGUUUGCGAUGGAAGACGGACAAAUACGAUCAAUACACAUAGAGGGACAUAUACUUCAGAUACGUAACAUCACACGGGCUUGCGGGACAAAAUAUGUAUGCAUCGCCGAAAACAGACUCUCAACGAAACCCCUUUUGAAUAUGACUUUUGACUUGGACGUACAAUUUCCAGCUCAAAUAUUGCUAUACGACGCAAAAUCUCCACGUAGGGAUGUGACCUCAGCCAUACUGAACAGGAAGUUGGGCAUGGAAGUGAUUUUAAGAUGUGAUGUCAUGAUGUAUCCGGAAGUAACAAUUAACUGGAAAAUUAGGAACCUAAAGAACUCCCAAUUACGCAAAAUAGCCUCAUACAUACCGGGAGUCGGUAUUUCAGAACACGACAGGAGAAAAACUGUUUAUACUUUUAAAUUCCAGGUCAUUCCAAACAAAAAAGUGACAAUUUUUGAUGUUAUCUUUAGAACAGAUAAAGAGGAAACUUUCUCGGAGUAUGUAUGUGAAACGGAGGGACAGCAAUUUCCGAGUACGCAAAAAAGUAUCAAAAUUGAGAAGCUGCCUUAAUGCAUGUGAAACAUUUUACACUUGGAUUCUUCGAAUAAAAUAAAAAUUAAAAAUAAACGGAUAGCAUAAAAUAUGAAAAGUACGCCAUCAUCCCACCACGACAGUCUAUUAGUGCGUAUAUGCGCUAAAGAGAAGAAUGUGUACUGCUUAGAAACUUAAACACUAAGUAUAUAGCUUUAAAGUAUAGAAAAUCCUCCCCCAUUUCAAAUUUCAAGACUGAAUUGAACUAAUACAAUGGGAAUUUUUAAUUUUUUUUUUUUUUACAUUUAAAGAAGUUCGUUCCCCUCUAGCUUUUUGGGUAUCUAUUUUAUGUCACGUCUUAUCUAAAAAAUUGCAUCAUAUAUUAUCAUUCUAUCUGAACAUGAAUAUAUGAAUAAGCCAUAUUGAAUAAAAUUGUUAAAAGAAAAUUUUAGUUUAGUAAGAGACUAUAUUUUGUGGCGGAAGGUUUUCAAGAAGAAAAUGAACAAUUGUAAUAAGUCAAUUAUUUUAGAGUACUGUUAGAACCAUUUUAACAAGACCUUGGACUUUCAGUAGGACGAAACUAUCUAAUUCUUGCGUGAAAACAAGUUUAAAAUGACGCGGUUUCAAGCGAAAUAUGCACCGAUUGCGUAGUCUUAGCUCAAAAGCCAGACAAAUCUUGUUGAUUUCAGAGAGCCGUGGCCAACAAUGAAAUAGACAGGCAUACGUCAUUUUGCUGUUUGACACAACUACCUUAAGUCCUAGCUCUUGUUAAAAUGGUUCUACUUUAGCCUCCUUAUUUUCAGCGCAUACUAAACUUCAUGAUAGUUUGUGUAUUACGAUGCAUUCAUGUUGUUUUUAAAAAAAUAUCUUUAUCAAUAGUUUGAUAUUUCUAUCGAUAUAUUUUAGCAUAUUUAGCUUAUAAUUCAUAGAAGUCAAGAAAAAAUUAACUCCAGCAGUUUUGAGUCGAAGUUAAUCCAUGCCUUUGACAAUCAUUGCCAUUAGAUAUUCUAUUCACUAUUUUUGCAUGUAUAUAACAGGCACGUAGCAUCGAUUUUGAAAGUGGGGGAGCCAGACUCAUCCCAAAAAUCUUGAGAAAAGCAAAAAAAAAAAAUCCUAA